AUGCAUGCAACAAAGUUAGCUAAUAUUAGUAUUAAAUAUCUUAGUGAUUUACAAUUAGAUGAUCUAUAUCAAUUACAAGAUGAAUUAAAUACAUUAUGGGAAAAUGGUCAAUCUAAAAUAUCAAAUAAUGUAUAUGAUAAAAUAGUUGAUAGCAUUAAUUAUGAAAUAACACAAUUAAAGACUGAUCCAUAUAAUUAUGCUGUUACAAAGACAGAUAAUAAAUUAAAAAAACUUGUUGAUUAUUUAACUAAAUUACAUUCACAAGGAACAUCUCCUAUUGGAAAUUCUAUAUGGAAUAUUCUUAAGGGGACCCCCCCCCCCCGCUCAGAAAAAAAUUCCCACUUAGAAUGGUCCGUUUGA
Messenger RNA from Rotaria sp. Silwood2, 360 nucleotides. The record is from the annotation of a GenBank genome assembly. Lineage: Eukaryota; Metazoa; Rotifera; Eurotatoria; Philodinida; Philodinidae.